Messenger RNA from Hevea brasiliensis (rubber tree), 2295 nucleotides. RefSeq lists its product as uncharacterized. Lineage: Eukaryota; Viridiplantae; Streptophyta; Magnoliopsida; Malpighiales; Euphorbiaceae. Gene Ontology annotation, biological process: protein phosphorylation. Bases 342 to 1787 code for a protein of 481 amino acids. The transcript has 12 exons. The record is from RefSeq and is a predicted model, not a curated record. Gene Ontology annotation, molecular function: protein kinase activity; ATP binding.
GCGGUCAGCAUAAUUCAUGUUUGGCACUCUUUUAUUCGUGACCCAUUGAGCGUGACGGUUGGCUAUCGUAUCGAUCCGGGUAUACAUGCCUUACAAGCAAAGCAUAAACGCCAUUUGAUGAGCUCCUCUCAUUUUUCAAACAUCGGUUCUAUAGUUGAUACACAUUACACGCCCCCACUCCAUGCUUAUACACCACCAGUAGUCAUUGUUUUCUCACCCACAAUCCUUAUAUCAUCCUCUGAUUCUCUUUUAGUUAAUUUCACCUCACAUUCUCUCAUGUCACCCAGAAACUGAAACACCACUCUACAAUUUCUUUAUUGAAUUGAAAACAGCGUAACUCCAUGCCUCCUCUUCUUGAUUUCAAAGACAUUCAGGAUAAGCUCUCUACUCACUUUAGACCCUUUCAUCGCUCCUUUCAGUUCUGGGUUCGCGCAGCUGACAUCUACACUGGGUACAAGGUGUUUCAACUUCGAGUGAGUUUGGUGAAGGAUUUGCAGAAGCAGGAGGAAAUGUGGGAAAGGCAGCAUGAGCUGGCUGCUGACAAGAUUUAUGCUAUGUGCUCUGAUCUUGGUGGGUUCUUCCUUAAGAUCGCCCAAAUCAUUGGAAAGCCUGACUUGGCCCCAUCUGCGUGGGUGAGAAGGCUUGUUACACUGUUCGAUAGAGCUCCGGCAACACCAUUUGAUACUGUUCAACUUGUGCUGAAGAAGGAAUUAGGUCAAAGUGUUGGAGAAAUUUUUGAAAAUUUUGAAGCAGAACCUCUUGGUUCUGCUUCAAUUGCUCAGGUCCAUCGAGCAAGACUGAAAGGUGAUAAGAGUGAUGUUGUCGUCAAGGUGCAACAUCCAGGGAUCCAAGAGCUGAUGAUGACUGAUAUUCGUAACUUACAAGCAUUUGCUUUAUACAUGCAAAAGACAGAUAUCAAAUUUGAUCUGUACUCUGUGACUAAAGAAAUAGAGAAACAGAUUGGAUAUGAAUUUGACUUCGUGAGGGAGGCUAAUGCUAUGGAGAGAAUCCGUCGUUUUUUGUAUGAGAAUAACAAAAAAAGUCCUGUUUUGGUGCCACGAGUGCUGAAGGAUAUGGUCACCAGGAGGGUCUUAGUGAUGGAGUACAUUGAUGGAAUCCCAAUCCUGAAUCUUGGUGAUGAAAUAGCCAAAAGGGGAAUAAAUCCUGGUAGCAAGAUUGCAAUGACAGCAAAGCAGAACAUACUUAAAAGUAUGACACUAGCAUAUGGACAAAUGAUAUUGAAGAGCGGUUUCUUCCAUGCAGAUCCUCAUCCAGGAAAUAUCUUAAUAUGCAAAGGUUCUGAGGUUGCCUUGUUAGAUUAUGGUCAAGUUAAGGAUCUCCCAGAUUCGUUGAGGCUUGGAUAUGCUAAUUUGGUACUUGCUAUGGCUGAUAAUGACCCUAUAAGAGUAUCAGAGAGUUACAGAGAGCUUGGCAUAGAUACGCUGAGCAAAUGUGAGAAUGAGCUGCAGGAACUGCUCAAGUUUGCACAAACGUUGUUUGAUACUAAAUUACCCCCUGGAGUAGUGAUGUUGCAGCCUUUCUCAGAGGACUCUUUAAUUAAAAAGAUUGCUGUUCAGGCUUUCCCAGAAGAACUAUUUUCUGUUCUUCGUACAGUGCAUCUUUUAAGAGGUCUUAGUGUUGGUCUUGGAAUCAAUUACUCAUGCGCAGAACAAUGGAGACCCAUUGCUGAGGAAGCAUUAUAUCUUGCUGGCCGAUUAAAAGGUACAGAUCUAAAGCCUAGAGUUCGUAAGUGCCGUUUAUUUAGAAGAUUACUUGGGAGGGAAUGAUGUAUUAAUGAUAAAGUAGGCGUGAAGCCUUACUUUGGAUGGAGUAAUUAAAAAGUAAGCAAGUAGGCAUGUGCAUCAAUCUGAAACUAUUAGCAGUAUGUAGUUGCUGAUUCCAUGAUUGCUUAUUCAUAUUGUUUACUUUAGCCUCAGCAUAAUCACCCCAAGUUUCUAGCAUGGCGCUGCUCUGCCAAUGUUCAGAGGCAGAGAACUUCUCCAAGGGUAUUUUCUUGAAUGGGCAGGAGUAGAAAAAAAAAAAAAGGCCAUGUCCAGGAUGUACUAAAAGAUGGACAAUUUUCUCAUACCCUGAAAUCAUUCCACUAGGUUCGCAUUCCUUGUAUAUAGUUGAUGUGAGUAGUAGACUAACUAAAGUUGUGAUUAAAUUCGUCAUUUGAGCGAUAGUUUGUUAUUAAUAGUAAGUUAGGUUGCAGAAAUUGCUUUAAAUUUUGAUUAAUGAUUGAACACGUGUAGCGUUUAAAUGCCACUCUGGUAUUAACUUGAAAUUUUGCAA